Prinia subflava (tawny-flanked prinia) is the source of this 2957-nucleotide messenger RNA. Its product is annotated as cytosolic 5'-nucleotidase 1A-like. Lineage: Eukaryota; Metazoa; Chordata; Aves; Passeriformes; Cisticolidae. The record is from RefSeq and is a predicted model, not a curated record. The transcript is spliced from 7 exons. Gene Ontology annotation, biological process: nucleotide metabolic process; adenosine metabolic process. Gene Ontology annotation, cellular component: cytoplasm; cytosol. Gene Ontology annotation, molecular function: 5'-nucleotidase activity; nucleotide binding; magnesium ion binding. Bases 180 to 1127 code for a protein of 315 amino acids.
CCUACAAAUCCCAGCACGCCGGGGAGCGGAGCUGCGCCCAUCCCGCUCCUGCCUGCUUCCUGCAGCGCGGGCAGGGGGAAAUAUAAACAGCAGCACCCGGGGCACGGCUGGCAUGCUGCCGCCGGACACGCUGUGCCGCGGAGCAGAGGCGGCGCUCGGUUAAAGGCUGAGAGUUGAAGAUGGCAGAGCCGGAAAACACAGUCAUAAACACCAAUGUAAAACAGAAGGACCCCAGUACAGCACUGGUCAUUGCUGUGACCACCAGAGCCAUCUUCAACCUGGAGGAGGAGCACAAGCUCUACCUGGAGAAGGGCAAGGAGGAGUACACAAGGCACCAGCAGGCCAACCAGGAUAAGCCCUUGCUACCAGGCACAGCCUUUGCCUUCAUCCAGGCAGUGCAGUAUGUUAACAAGAAGAUCCUGGAGAGCAACCCAGCAGAGAGGGACCUUUUUGACAUCCUGGUGCUCUCCAACAACAGCCCAGAGAGCGGCGUGCGCAUCAUCAACAGCGCCAAGCACUACGGCCUGGAGAUCUCCAAGUUCUGCUUCGUCAGUGAUGAGGACUCCACGCAGUACCUGAAGUCUCACGGCGUGAAGCUGUUCCUCUCGGCUGACAGGACAGAUGUCUGCAACGCCCUCCGGAGAGGGGUCUCAGCAGCGCUCGUCUUCCAGCAGGAGGUGCAGGCCCCCAGCACUCCACUGCGCGUCGUGUUUGACGGGGAUGCCGUGCUCUUCUCUGACGAGACAGACCAGAUCUUCCAGGAGCAGGGCCUGGAGGGGGCAGUGCAGUACGAGCGGGCGAUGGAGGCCAUCCCCAUAGGAGAGGGUCCCCUGAAGGCUUUUGCCAUGCACCUCGGGAAGAUGCGUAAGAAGUUCGGCCAGGAAGGAUCCCCCAUCCGCACCUACCUGGUGACAGCGCGCAGCGGCCGGGACAUGGGCAUCCGAGCCAUCAGGACGCUCCGGGAAUGGGGUCUGCCCAUCGACGAGGCUUUCUUCAUGGAUGGGGCUCCCAAGGGCCCCAUCCUCGCCCAGAUCCAGCCUCACAUUUUCUUUGAUGAUGGGCUUCAUAACAUCCAAGGGGCUCAAAAUGUGGGGGUACCCUCUGCCUGGGUCCCCUCCUGCUGCUGACAGGCUGCAGGCCAGCAGUCCUCCCUCCCAGCAACACAGGGAACUGGGUCAGUUGGAGGCAAAACUUCUGGUGGAGAGGGAAAGAUCUAACAGCAGCAAGCAAAUCUCAGGGAAAGGGGAUGGGAGCAUGGACUCCCAUGCAAAGCUUGAUGCGUAUAUCUGCUCCUGAUAAGAGGUCCUCUACAUCUUAGGAUAAAGCCUCCAGGAUGGGAGGACACCUUUGCUGUGACACUGAGGACUACACCUAUCUGCCAUGUAGGACCUGGGGAUUUUUCUCAAAGAAAUAAGGGAAGCUAAUGCCACACACACAAGCUGAAGGAAGCAAGAAAAAAAUGCUAUUUUUGGCUGUGCUCAGACAGUCUACAAGAUGGAGCAACACAGGAAAGACAUCAGCCUGUUGAGCCGAGUCCAGAGGAGGCCAACCAAGAUGAUUAAAGGGACAGAGUAUCUCUCCUGUGAGGAAGGGUUGAGAGAGUUGGGAUUGUUCAGCCUGGAAAAGAGAAGGCCUCAGGGUGACCUAACUGCAGCAUUCCAGGACCUGAAGGGAGCCUACAGGAAAGAUGGAGAGGGACUAUUUAGAAGAGCAUGUAGUGACAGGACAAGGGGGAAUGGCUUCAGACUGAACAAAGGCAGAAAGAAGGAGUGAGGCCGUGAGGCUGAUGAGGCACUGGAAUGGGUUGCCCAGGGAAGCUGUGGAUGCCCCAUCUCUGGGAGGGUUAAAUGUUAGGUUAGAUGGAGCUCUGAGUAACCUGGUCUAGUGCAAGGUGUCCCUACUCUCACCAGGGUGGCUGCAACUGGAUGAUCUUUGAGGUCUCUUCCAACCCAAACAAUUCUGUGAUUCUGUGAUGUACUCCCAGGAUCUCUUCCUAACGGGAGCCCUGAAGACCCUGGCUCACCAGACACACUCAUCUUGGUUUCCUGAGGAGACUGUUGUGGUAGUGAGUGCUUCAGGCAGCUCUAGCUGAACUCAGAAGAGGGAGAAAGACUUCAAAACUGCAAAGGACCUACAGAUCUUUUAGAAAUGUGUGAAUGGGUUGAAGAAAGAAAGUUCAAGCUAUUCCUCCUCGUCAAAGACAUUAUAGCACAAGACAGCUUUCCUUAGGCAUGCACACUGCUCACAGAGUGCUUCUAGGAGACAGACCUGUAGGACGCUCAGUUCCUGGAGCUGCAAGACAGGGACAAGGCUGCACCUCAGCACUGAGGUCCAUCCAGGAGACGGAACAGCUCCGGUGUCCCACCAGGAGAGGGCACUGGAGAUGGGCUGCCUGCAGCGCAAGCCGUGGGGGGGCCAGGGCUGCAGACAGCACUGCAGGGGCUGGGGCAGGACUGGGUACUGCAGCCAACCUUAAAUGGAUCUCGAGGGCCAUGGGUGGGGGGCAUGGCUAGGGGGUCUCAGGAGAAACUGCGCCUUGCACAUGGUGUACGUGGGUGUGCUCGGUUCUCUGCCUGACAUCGCACCACACCCUGAACAGGGAUGCCUCUCCUCUGGCAGUUUGGACUCAGUUCUUCAUUCUCCUGGGAAUCAAGGCACCUGCAAGGUUCACCUGCAGGUUUCUUUCCCCAGGGCUGGAUGUGAGUUGCCACUAGAGGCCACUGUGCUGCCUGGGGACAAGGCACCUCAAAUCUCUGCCAGCUGUCCAGAAACGCCUCAUAAAAAAAACACAAAUUGGCUGCCCAGGCGGCAGUGGGAUUAUGGACAAGGAAAAAAAGAUUAUGCUGUCUUAGGUUUUUUUAAUCUCAAUGUAAUCGGAAAAUAAUUAUUUUUAAAGGCUUCACAAGUGUUGCUCUCACCAAAGCUUUUUUCCCGCCCAAUAAAUAAAUAAACAAGGU